Vitis vinifera (wine grape) is the source of this 1220-nucleotide messenger RNA. RefSeq lists its product as uncharacterized. Bases 1 to 1101 code for a protein of 366 amino acids. The record is from RefSeq and is a predicted model, not a curated record. The transcript has 2 exons. NCBI's taxonomy places the organism in Eukaryota, Viridiplantae, Streptophyta, Magnoliopsida, Vitales, Vitaceae.
AUGGCCUCGGAAACCAAUAGCAGUGUUACGGGAACCAUGUUUGGCCAGGAACUCGUGAGCAAUGGUGGUGCAGAAGGUUCAUCAUUCCUCAUCACUCGACAUAAGUUAACUGGCCACAAUUACCAUCAAUGGGCGAAGGCAGUUUUGAUGUUUAUCACAGGCAGAGGUAAGGAUGAAUACCUUUUCAACACUACUGAACCGCCUAAGAAGGAUGAUAAAAGAUUCAAGGUUUGGAACACCGAAAACAAUCUGGUUAUGUCUUGGCUAAUCAAUGCAAUGGACACAGAAAUAGGUCAAAAUUUUUUGUUUUAUGAUACUGCACAUGAAAUCUGGAUGGCAGCAAAGGAAACAUACUAUGAUAGUGACAAUACUGCUGAUCUAUUUGACAUUAAGGGAGCCCUACAUGAUCUAAGGCAAGGUGAGAUGACUGUGACUCACUAUUAUAACACUCUUAGUCGUUUCUGGCAACAAUUGGAUGUGUUUGAGACCAUGGAUUGGGAGUGCCCAGGAGAUGCUAGUCGAUACAAAAGGAUUAUUGAAAAAGAAAGGGUCUUUAAGUUCCUAUUGGGAUUAGACAAAUCCCUAGAUGAAGUAAGAGGGAGAAUCCUUGGAACCAAGCCUCUCCCUACUAUUCGAGAAGCUUUCUCAAAGGUUAGAAGAGAAGAAAGCAGGAAGAAGCUGAUGAUGGGAACAAGGCCAUUCUCCAAUGUUCAGGAAGGAUCAACACUCAUCUCCCAAGGCUCCACAAACAUUCAAGAAGGAACUGCCCUUGUUUCCCGAGGAUCUACCUAUGAUGCAAGGCAGAAGAAAGGAAGACCAUGGUGUGAUCAUUGCCGCAGACCAGGUCACACCAAAGAAACAUGUUGGAAAAUACACGGGAAGCCCACUGACUGGAAGUCAAACAAGGAGGAGGCACGAGCAUUUGUGGCAGAUCCUGAAGGGAAAGAAAGUAGUACCAAUGAUUCUGCUCUCUUUAGCAAAGAACAAGUGGAGUGGCUGCAAAAGAUGUUUAGCCAAGGAUCAUCCACUAACCCCGUUAUCUCAACCGGAUCCGCUGCUCAGAGAGGAUUUGGCUUCGGGGAUGAUGAUUGGCAAUGCUAAGGAAAGCAAAGGACUCUACUGGUUUAGGGCAACUAGAAAACAAGACUCUCAAGCACAUCAUGUAUCUUUCUUUACUCCUGAUCCUAGGUUAAACCUGUCUUUAGAUUCAAAUAAAGAAA